This is a messenger RNA of Lutra lutra (Eurasian river otter), 3015 nucleotides long. RefSeq names its product G protein-coupled receptor 149 (gene GPR149). Gene Ontology annotation, molecular function: G protein-coupled receptor activity; neuropeptide binding. Bases 464 to 2701 code for a protein of 745 amino acids. The record is from RefSeq and is a predicted model, not a curated record. Lineage: Eukaryota; Metazoa; Chordata; Mammalia; Carnivora; Mustelidae. The transcript is spliced from 4 exons. Gene Ontology annotation, cellular component: membrane; neuron projection. Gene Ontology annotation, biological process: neuropeptide signaling pathway.
UACCCGAUAAUCUCUCUGCCUUUGAAUCCAGCUCUGGAACCAAAUGCAUCGCUUUACUGCUCUUAAAAAGUGAAUAGAGUUUGAUUACCUCAAGCUACAAGCUGCUUUGCUCUAUAAGAAGGACAUAAAAGGAGCCAGACAUCAUUGUUUUUCAAUCUACCUGAGGAGCUUUUUGCUUUUAUGCCAGAAACUUAAUGGUUUCAGGAGGAAGUUUUGGUUUGUUUUUAACUGGAAUGUUGAAAAGUUUCUUAUUGAUGCUGUAAAUGGAACCCAAUUUUUAAAUAUGGGUUGAGUCAGAUCUAAAGGAGACAUGCCUGAUCAUUUUCUGCUGGACUGACGUGGGAACAUCCAGAGGGAAACUUGGUGGGAGAGAAUGAGAUCUCAUUUGCAACUAACAAUCAUGCUUUAUUUUGAGAAUAUUUACAGACUCAUUGAAAGGGAAAUUAAAUAUUAACCAAAGACAAUGUCUGGAUUUUCCAGUAACUUAUCAACAAAUGACUCUAGCCUGUGGAAGGAAAAUAAUUCGACGAACCUUUUAAAUCCGCCAAGAACUUCGAAUAUCUAUCUUUUUUGCCUGACAUGCUUAAUGACUCUUGCAGCCCUGGCAGGCAGCAUUUAUUCACUAGUUUCCCUGCUGAAAAUGCAGAACAGAACCGUUGUGUCCAUGCUUGUGGCUUCCUGGUCUGGGGAUGAUCUCAUGAGCGUCCUGUCGGUGACCAUCUUCAUGUUCUUGCAGUGGCCAAACGAGGACCCCGAUUACUUUCAGUCUCUGUGUACCACCUCUGCCUUACUGUAUCUAUGCCAGGGGCUCUCAAGCAACUUGAAGGCGACUCUUCUAGUCUCCUACAACUUUUACUCGAUGCACAGGGCUGUGGGGAGCCAGGCAGCCUCCAGAAAAUCCGGCCAGGUGCUCGGCGUGGUGCUGACCGUGUGGGCAGCCAGUCUCCUGCUCUCCGCGCUCCCGCUCUGCGGCUGGGGCGCCUUCGUGCGCACGCCGUGGGGCUGUCUGGCGGACUGCUCCAGCUCCUACGUGCUGCUCCUCUUCGUUGUGUACACUUCGGCCCUGGGACUCCUCGCCGGCCUCUCGGUCCCUCUCACUUACCAGUUAUUAUGUUCAGAGGAGCCGCCGAGACUCCACGCCAACUACCAGGAAAUUUCCCGCGGAGCUUCCACUCCUGGGACCCCUCCAAGCGGGGGAAAAGUGCUUUCCUUGUCCCCAGAUGAUGCUCCCGGCCCUGCGCUUCGGUGUUCUGGGGGACGCUCUCCGAGCUCCGACACCGUGUUUGGACCGGGUUCAUCAGCGAGGGCACGGCCCGGGCAGGGGCCGAGACACGAAGCUGUCGCCGUGGUUGGAGCCUGCAGGCGUGAGAACCGGGGGACUCUCUAUGGCACCAGAAGCUUCACUGUGAGCGUAGCGCAGAAGCGCUUCUCUUUGAUCCUAGCGCUGACAAAAGUCAUCCUUUGGCUGCCCAUGAUGAUCCACAUGAUGGUUCAGCACGUGGUGGGGUUUCAGAGUCCUCCCUUCGAGACACUCAGCUUCCUACUAACCCUGCUGGCCACCACUGUAACCCCAGUGUUUGUCUUGUCCAAGCGCUGGACCCACUUGCCCUGUGGCUGCAUUAUCAACUGUAAGCAGAACGCAUAUACAGUGGCAUCUGAUGGGGAAAAACCCAAGAGAAGAGGCUUUGAAUUCAAUCUAUCAUUCCAACGGAGUUAUGGGAUUUAUAAAAUAGCACGUGAAGAUUACUAUGAUGAUGAUGAAAAUUCUGCAUCCUGUCACAAUCUCAUGAAUUCUGAAUGCAAAAUGACAAAAGACUCUCAGAGAGAUACUCAUAAUAUCUUUAAUGCCAUAAAAGUGGAAAUCAGCACCGCACCCUCUCAGGACAGUUCCAUACUGAAAGGGAUCAACAAAUGCACGAAUACUGAUAUUACAGAGGUUAAGCAGGAUUGCCACAGUGAAAAGGGCGUUAAUCCACAGUUUUCUGAAAAAACAGGAGAUUCUAUUAACUAUGAAGAAACCACCUUUUUGGAAGGGCCAGAAAGAAGACUUUCUCAUGAGGAGAGUCAGAAACCAGACCUUUCAGACUGGGAAUGGUGUAGGAGUAAAUCAGAAAGAACCCCUCGUCAGCGUUCUGCUGGUGCCCUUGCCAUUCCCUUGUGUGCAUUCCAGGGGACUGUGUCUCUUCAAGCACCUACGGGGAAAACCCUCUCUCUUUCUACCUAUGAGGUAAGUGCAGAAGGACAAAAAAUAACCCCAGCCUCUAAGAAAAUAGAAGUCUAUCGAUCCAAAAGUGUUGGCCAUGAACCAAACUCAGAAGAUUCUCCCUCCACAUUUGCGGACACCAGUGUGAAAAUACACUUGGAAGUUCUUGAAAUUUGUGAUAAUGAGGAAGCCUUGGACACUGUGUCAAUCAUUAGCAACAUCAGCCAGUCCUCUACACAGGUCAGAUCUCCAUCCCUACGCUACUCACGGAAAGAAAACAGAUUUGUUUCUUGUGAUUUAGGGGAAACAGCCUCAUACUCUCUCUUUUUACCCACGAGUAAUCCCGAUGCUGAUAUCAACAUCUCCAUUCCGGACACUGUUGAAGCACAUAGGCAGAACAGUAAAAGGCAGCAUCAAGAGAAGGAUGGCUACCAGGAGGAAAUCCAGUUGUUAAAUAAAGCUUACAGAAAAAGAGAGGAAGAAAGCAAGGGUAACUAGUGAUCAUUUGGUCUAAAAAAGGCAAGAACGGGUCUGCAAGUUCAAACUGCUGACCUAACACUUUUGUUCCGAGGCUAUUUGAUUUCCUUUAUUACUUGUUGGUUUAUAUAAGCAUUACAGAUUUAGUAGUUAACUGUUUUUAGGGUAAGCAGCUGGAACUAGUAUAAACACUUAAGUGCUUUUGAUGUAUUACCUGUAGAUCACACACUGUGGUAAUUAAAAAUUUGUUUCUUAUCUGAUUCCUAAAGCUGUUUUCUAGAUCAAAUAUCAGCCUCAUUUACUAAUGUUUUUGUCUGCUUGUCAUCCUCAGAGUA